Molecule: messenger RNA, 2284 nt
Organism: Gadus morhua (Atlantic cod)
Lineage: Eukaryota; Metazoa; Chordata; Actinopteri; Gadiformes; Gadidae
Gene: slc35f4
Product: solute carrier family 35 member F4
Exons: 7
Coding region: 160-1569 (469 amino acids)
Biological process (GO): transmembrane transport
Cellular component (GO): membrane
Molecular function (GO): transmembrane transporter activity
Source: RefSeq, a predicted model, not a curated record
CUCCACGGGUUCGAUAAACUCGCAGUGCGUCCGAUAGCAUCAGUGAUGGAAUGUGAAUGUCCUCAUCGUGCCGAUCACUGUUAACACGGGUCCUCCUCGCAUGGUGAUCGUACUGCAGUUUCAAAAGCCUUCCUGAUCCUCCGUCCGCUUGGACCUACAAUGAUAAGCAGGGAAAGUGUUGCUGAGGGCGGUGGAGACCCCCAGCCCAGUGGUCUGCUGGAACCCGUGAAGAAUACACACUUACCAGGCAAGCCAACGUCGUCGGGCAGCGGCCACUCUCUCUUCGGGGAUAUCAACCCUAAAGUGACUGCUAACGGUGUGCAUGAUAUUGAAGAUAGGAUUCUGAGGAUCACUGGUUACUAUGGCUAUUACCCAGGAUACUCUAGUCAUAGAAGAGAGGAAGGGUCCGACUCCCACGCAGAGACACCGGGCAGCGAGGCCAGCGUGGAGAGCAAGGCCUACCAGACCUGUGCCAGCACCGUCCUGAAGGUCCUGGGGGGUCUGCUGGUGGUGCUGUGCAUCUCCUCCUCCUGGGUGGGCACCACGCAGGUGGUGAAGCUCACCUUCCAGUCCUUCUCCUGCCCUUUCUUCGUCUCCUGGUUCAGCAGCAACUGGAACAUCCUGUUCUUCCCCAUCUACUACUCCACCACCAUGGUGACCACCCGGGAGAAGCAGAGCCCCAUCCAGAAGUUCAGGGAGUGCAGCAGGCUCUUUGGAGAGGACGGGAUGACCCUGAAGAUCUUCCUGAAGAGGACGGCGCCCUUCUCCAUCCUCUGGACCCUGACCAACUACCUGUACCUGCUGGCGCUGAGGAAGCUCACCGCCACCGAUGUCUCCGCCCUCUACUGCUGCCACAAGGCCUUCGUCUUCCUGCUGUCCUGGAUCGUCCUCAAAGACCGCUUCAUGGGGGUCCGGAUUGUGGCAGCGAUAAUGGCCAUCACAGGCAUUGUCAUGAUGGCCUAUGCCGAUGGUUUCCAUGGUGAUUCCUUCGUGGGAGUGGCCUUGGCUGUGGGCUCCGCCUCCACGUCGGCUCUCUACAAGGUGCUGUUUAAGAUGUUCCUGGGCAGUGCCAAUCUAGGAGAGGUGGCUCAUUUCCUGUCCACCAUGGGCUUCUUCAACCUGAUCUUCAUCUCCUGCGUGCCCCUCAUCCUGUACUUCACCAAGGUGGAGCACUGGGGGUCCUUCUCCUCCCUGCCCUGGGGGUACCUCUGUGGCCUGGCCGGGCUGUGGCUAGUGUUCAACAUCUUGGUGAAUGUGGGUGUGGUCCUGACCUACCCCAUCCUCAUCUCCAUUGGAACCCUGCUCAGCGUUCCAGGAAACGCAGCGGUGGACGUGCUGAAGCACGAGGUGAUCUUCAGCGUGGUGCGCCUGGCUGCCACCUGCAUCAUCUGCCUGGGCUUCCUGCUGCUGCUGCUCCCCGAGGAGUGGGACUCGGUCACGCUGCGCUUCCUGGCCAACAUCGCCGAGAAGAAGUCGGACCAGGACCACGGCGAGGAGCUCACAGAGUCCAGUGUGCACACGCGCAGCCGCAGCCGGGCCAACGGCGCCGUCUCCAUACCGCUGGCGUGAGGGCGGAGCCCGCACGCCUGCUACUGUUAACCGCCCACCUUGCCUUGCAUUGAAGCUCUCUGUCUGAAAUCUUUGAAUGAAAAAGCCCCCGUCUUGCUUCUCCAUGGCCACACACACACGUAGCGAGAGAGAGAGAGAGAGAGAGAGAGAGAGAGAGAGAGAGAGAGAGAGAGAGAGAGAGAGAGAGAGAGAGAGAGAAAGGCGAGAAGUUCUCUGGCAGGGCGAGCGCACACGCGCGCCCGCGAGAGACAGGUCCGCAGAAAGACGGCUGAGACUAAAGUACUGAACCUUUAACUGUGACUGGUUAAUGAGAAACCUUGUUGUAGUCGGGGGAGGGGGUGGUCUCCCUGGCACGCCCCUACCUCCAGGAGAAGGAGAGAUAUAAAUAAAAUGAACGUUAAUGCUAGAUUAAAAAGGGUCGAAAGUAUCUUUUUUUUACUUUCUUGAACUGGCUAUGUCAAGUCCCGCACGUACCGGAAACACACAGACCUGAUUGGCCGUGACGCAGCUUCUCAGACUGUAUUCUGUGAAUAUCAAUAUUGGCAGGGCCUCUUUGGCUCAAUUUUAUCUGUAUUUAUUGAAUUGACUAGGAGGUAAACGAUUAUUUAAAAUGUGCGUGUAAUUAAAUAGUAUUAUAUAAGAAUGGGAAUUAUAACAUUGCAAAUGUACAGGAUCUUUUUGUUUUCUAAUAAAAGACUGAAGACACACAACUAUA